AUGGGUACAGCAUCUGACGAUGUUAACGGAGACUUUCUUAGAGGAGAAGACCGCUUAGGUUUGGAUCCGAAGCGUGCGAACCAUGUGGUCGUGUUUACCAGCAUCUGCGACGGAAGUUCCGGGAACUCGGCUGUAGCAGCGCAAGCGGCAGGUGUAGCUGAGGCGGCUGUAGCCGCGGGGCCGGCGGGGCGCGGAGGAGGGUGGGCGGGUGCCGGCGGAGUGGCGAAAGUACAGGCGAUGUUCGCACCACUGGGAAUUCAAGUCUCGUGGGUUGACGUUGGCGCUACGGAUGGGGUGGUGGGGGCAGCAGCAGCCGAUUCGCGCGCGCAGGAUCGGCGUGAUAGUAACGAAGGGUGCAGGUCGGCCGCACAAGGAGGGAGCGCAGCUGCAAGGGAAGCGAAGAACGCGGCGCUGAACGCGGGCUGGUCGCUCUUGAGAUUAAAGCCGUAUAGUUCAGCAGGAGGAGCAGACUGUCACUUAAUAUCCGCGGUAUGGGAGGGAGUAGCAGGGAAAACGGAGCCGCUAGCUGCUUGUCGGAUGCUGCUUCCUUGCAAAACGGCUGCAUUGGUAGGACACGGCAAUCCCGAGGUCAAGGGUGGGGGUAUGAGUCUGGGUGGAUUGAGUGGGGGGCAGGAGACUCUGCCUUCAAACACCCAGGUGCAAUGCUUUUUGAGAGCCUAUACCGUAGCUGCUGCUGCUGCAGACGCGACGAAAGCUUCUUGCGGAUUCAGCAGGGGGGCUUAUAGCGAGUACGAAGGCGAAUACGACGGCCUGGAGAUUACAGUUUCAAGAGCCAGUAGGAUUCUUUCCGGCAACGUGGAGCUGACGCUGCUAGACAUCCAACAGAGAGUAGAGAGUCCACGGACAGAAGCAGCUGAGGCGCUUGGGGGGAGCACUGGAGCUGGAGGAAGGGUGGAGGGGAUUGAUACGAGGGGUUCUGAUAGGGCUGGAGUUGCUCAGGACGAUCCGUUUCUCCAGUACGUUCUUCUGGAGAAGAAACCCUCGGUCACAGGCGGUGGUGCUGCAAAGGAGCCGCAAGGAGAGCUGUUUGGGGUUCUACUGAGGUUUUUGGAGGGGGAGGGGCUGGAGGCGCAUGUGUAUGUGAAGAGCAAGCGGGUGUCGUGCGCGGGGAUCGUUGCGCCGUUCGCUGGGCAUGCGGCCGUGCUGAGGAUCCGAGACUGCCCGACUUUGCUGGGUCGUCAGCGACGCAAGCCUGAGAGGCCGCUGAGGAAGCCGGAAGGGGUUAAGCAGUGUCGUAGCCGUGGGUUUCCGGUGUCUGGUAGAGGGUGUGCGAAGCGGAGGCUCCAGGAACGGCGUGAACAGGGUUACCAGCAGGAGGGUUACCAAGACGCGAAGCUGCUCCGUAGUGGUGUUGGGGAGAAGCAGGCGAAGGUGGAUAAGGGAAGGGCCGAUGGGGAAGGAGGGAGUGGGAGAAGGACGGGUACAGGGAGGGAGCGGCAUAGACUGCGGAAGGAGGAGGAGGAUUAUAAGGAGGUGGUGAGUGGCUGUGGAGGCGUGUGGAAAGGGGAGGAGGGAGAGAAACGACGUGCACUGGGGGAGAGAAAGAGGUCAAGAGCGCCGGGAUAUAGAGAGACGAAUGAUCGGGUUGCGAGGGGUGGGAGGGGUGAGAGAGCGGUGAGGGCGGAGAGGGAAGGUUAUGGGACAGGCGGCAGGGCGGAUGAGUGGGAGGCUGGACAGCAGCUGGUGGUGUUCUCAGAAGCGGAUAGGCAGGAGACGUGGGGAGAGGCAGAGGGACGGUAUGGGGGUUUUGAGGGGGGAGCAGGCGGGAUGGAGGGGGAGGCGGAAAGGGAGGCGGAGGCGGAGGAGGAAGAGGGGUCGACCGGGGAGUGUGAGGGGGAAGGGGAGAACGAGACAGAUUUCGUUAUAGGAACACAGGCGUCGCAGGUUGCAGGGGAGGGGGGUGGGCGGCAAGCCGUGGCAGGGGCGGUGUGGGAAGGGAGUAAUGGACAGGAGGGGUCGCAUGUGCAUGAAUGGGAGGGUUCUGAAUGGGGUCUAGGGGCUGAUUUUGGCCAGAAACGGUCGGGUUUAGCAGGAAAGGGACAGGGAUUUGGGAAGGGGGGGCGAGUAGCCGAAGGGGGUGGGAGUGUAGAUAUCUGCGAGAAUGGCAGCACAAGAUACAAUGACGAAGGUGCUUGUAACGAGCGGACGGAAGGCUCGUGCAGGAGAGGUGCGUUGGGUGAUGAUGUGGCGUGGGAUGAAGCGAGAGAGUAUGAGGAAGCUGAGCUGGCAUUUCUUCUGAGCCAGCAAGAGAGUCAGCCAGGUGGCGGGGAGACCGGGAUAGCUGCAUGUGGGGACCAGAUGACGUGUCACGAGGCGUCGCGAGCAGCAGUGGGAGGGGACCACAUGACACGGCUUACAGCCAUGCUGAGUCAUACCUGGGCGGCAGCGAGAGGUGGACAGUGGAAGGUGCAGGGGGGUAAAUCUGGAAGGGCAAGAAGAGCGUCAGGAAGGGAUAAGAGCAGAGGAGAAGAGGGAGCAGAGGAAGCGGCAGGAUCGGAAAGAAGGGUAGUAACAGCAACAGAGGCAGCACUCCUCAGGGGAAGAUCUGUAGGAAAAAACGAGCAGACACAGGAACAAGAGCAGGGCAAGGAAGAAGGGAGGAGAAGGGUGGUGGGGGGAGGGCAAGGGGUAGACAGAGCACAGGGGCGGGUAUCAUGUGAAGAAGGGUUACAGAUGGUGCUGUGGGAUGGAGUGGGACAGGGAGGGACAGGGGGAGGGGCUAGUGGGGAGGCUGGGAGAAUGGAGGGUUCUGAGCGGGAGGGCAAGGGCGGACGAGAGGGCCUGGGGGGGAACAAGGGGAAGGGGUUGGGGGGGCGCAUGGCAUACGUGGGGGUGGGACCCGUUGAGAGUGUUGACAGGCUGGCAGAACGCAUGGCUGACGUGCUGCAUGACGUGGCAGCGGAUCUGUACAGUGCUGCCGCAAGAUUGGUGCGGGAGGCGCGGCGAUUGUUCCGAGAAGAGGCAACAGCGAGGAGGAGGAGUGGAGGGGAGGGGAACAAGUCAGGCGCUGAGAGGACAGACGAGGGGGAAACUGGGAGGCGGACAGAGGAGGGGGAAACUGAGAGGCGGACAGAAGAGGAGGAGGUGGAAAGGCGGGUGCACGAGGCUCUGCUGUUAGGCAAGGCGGAUUUGCAGCAGCGGUUCCCAGUGGGCCGCUGUGUUGAAACACAUGAGAUCUCGAGACCUGGGGAGCCGGGACCGCCAACGCUGGGAGACAGAGUCCGCUGCCACGAGCUGCAAAUUCUGCUGCGUCUGGAGCUGCUUCCCUGCGACCUCCCCUCGCACCCUCUGCUGUCGCGAUUCGCUAAGCAGACCCGCACGCUGCUGGAGAUGGUGGACUUGAGCCGGGAAGGAGGUGUGUUUGGGGAGAGCCUGGAGGAGUAUGUGCGGCGACUGCUGUGUGGGAGGUACCGCACCGAAUUUCCCAACUUCCUCUCGCUCCUCUUCUCCAAGCUUCGCUUCCAAAGCAGUCCCCUCAUCGCCCCUCCUCCGCCCCCGGCUGUAGCGCGAGCUGGUUACCACCCAGGGGUGCCAGAGCCCGCUACAGCCGUCACUCCCCCAGAGGCAGGCGGGAAUGCUGGCCCUCCCGAGAAUGCUGCUCGGGGAGGGAGUGCUGGUUCGGAUGGGCAUGCUGGGAUGGAAGAGGGAGAUAAUGCUGCUGGGCACGCCACGAUUGUGCGUGAUCUGUCGCGUGCCUUUGAUGCUGUGGCGGGGGGAAGGGAGGGACGGGAGGGGGAGGAGGAGGAGGAGGAGCAGGGGCAGGAAGAAGCUGCAGAAGGAGAGGAGGGUAAGGAGGAUGGAGAGGUGGGGGAGGAGGAAGAGGGAGAGAUGGGGGAGGAGGAGCAAGAGGAGGGAGAGGAACGGGAGGAAGGAGAGGGAGAGAAGAAGAGGGAUUUGGGAGUGGAGCAGGAGGAGGGAGAGGAGGAAGGAGAGGAGGAGGGAGAAGUGGGGGACGAUGAGCAAGAGGAGGAGCAAGAAGAGGGGCAAGGGGAGGUGCAAGAAGAGGAAGAGGUAUCAUUCAAUGGGGUAUCAGUGCGGGUUCGUCUGGGACAACAGGCCAGUGAACGGCACAGAAGCUUGGGCAUGAGCCGGGGUGUGACUAUAGCGGGCUGCCAAAGCAAGAGCCAGAGUGUGAGUAUAGCAGGGUCUGGCGGCCGUGGCUCAGUGCAGCAGAGAGGUGGGUUUGGUCGAGCUUACCCUGUUUCUUCCGCCUUCCAGGGGGAGAGGCAGGGGCAGAAACAGGGUGAGAGGCAAAAAGGAAGACAGGGGGAGAGGCAGGGGGAAAGGCAAGGGGAGAGACAGGGGGAGGGGCAAGGGCAGAGUUGUCAGGAGAAGACACGGCAGCAGUCACAGGGGUUUCAAAAGCCACGAAACCGCCAGCAGCAGCAGCAGCAGCAGCAGCAGCAGCAGCAGCAGCAGCAGCAGCGCCUGUGGAGUGAGGCUGGUGCGGAAUCUUCUGGCAACUGCUCUGCUGGUGCAGGCAUGCGCAGCAGUGCUUUUGAAGCACCUCUGAAGUCGUCUCAGUACUCGGGGAAAUGCUCUGGUGGGGGGAUGAAUGUGCGGGGCAGUGUGGGUGCCACUGGGCGAUGCAGUGGUAGUGUGAGCAGGAGGUCGGGUAGCUGUGCCCCUGCUGCUCCGGGAGUGCAGGUCGGUGCCCCUCGUACUGUUCCUGGUAACGCCCCUGUGGACGUGGCGAAUAUGACCAAUCGGGCGGCGAGGAUUCUGAAAGCUGCAGCAGCUGCUGCUGGUGGCGGCACUGGCUUAAAGGUUACUGGAGCAGGCGUAUCUGGUGCAGGUGUAUCUGGUGCAGGUGCCACUGCAUUCGCAAACCUGGGAAAGAAUAGGCUUGGGACCCAAGGAGCAGGAGGAGCAGGAGCAGGAGGUGGUGGAGGAGGAGGAGAGAAGGACCUUUACACUCGGAAAGUGGAGAAGACAUUAGAAAAGGCAGGAUUGAAAGCAGGGUUAGAGGAAAGGAGAGGAGAAGAGGGGGGCGGCUUGGGACAGGCAAAAGGAAUUGGGAAACAAGAUGCUUACAGUGGAGGAAGGAAGUUUGUAAACCAUCCGUACGGGGAUGAGAAGAAGACAAACCUUGUGAGCCAGUUCUCCAAGUGGCACAGCGCCCUGCCGCCCAAAACCUUUCGCCGCCCGAUGCAGCAGCAGAAGCUUCCGUUCGGUCUUCCAAGAAGCUCCUCCGGUGGUGGUGCUGGUGCUGGUGCUGGUGCUGCUGCUGCUGCUGGUGCUGCUGCUGGGAAAGGAGGUGCUACUACAGGGGGUGGGAAACGUGCUGCAGGGACUGCUGCUGAUGGCAUUUUCCGCGAUCGACUGAGUGGCAAGGGUAGCGUGAGUAGCACUGGCGCCGCCGCCGCCGCCGCUGCUGCUGCUGCAGGUGCUGCUGCUUCUCUGUCAGUGUCUGUAUCAGUAUCUGUUCCUGGGGAUCUUCCCCCUGAUACCUCGGCAGCUGCUUCCGUAGCUGUGCCAGCGGUUCGGGCAGGUGGGCAGGCCGACGGACCUGUGGUUCGGAAAUCAGGCUCGGGCAGCGGAGGGUUCAUGCUGAUUGGUCGGCAGAGCAGCCUCGGCAGGCUGGUAUUGACUCAAGAAAGCAGCAGGGAAGGGGGGGUUGGGGGGGACCAAGCGAAUGGGUCGAAUCAGGAAGGGAUGCUGCUGGGGGGGAGUGACGCUGUUAUUCCAGCGCCGCUGACUGCUAGUGGGUGGAUUAACCGCCGUCAACCUUGCCUUGCGGCUGGUAGUGGUGGUGGCGCUGCCACUGCUGCUGAUUCUCGCGCUGCUGCUGCUCCUGAUGUUUCUCGUGCUGCUGCUGGUGGUUACGCUGCUGCUGGUGGGGAGGGUGGGAACGAGCAGCAGGCACAGAAACAGGGGGGCGACAGAGAGGAGGCGGAAGAGAGGGAGCAGGAAGCGGAAGGAACAGCAUUUGCAACAGGAAUGCAGACGAUAUUUGAGGGGAAUAAAAGGGUGGAGCAGGGGGAGAAGGAGGUGGAAGAGAGGGGGAAAUCAGAGGAAGGAGCGGAAACAGCAGCAGCAGCAGGAGCAGCAGCACACGCGAAAGCAACAGGAGAAACGGAAGCAUCAGCAGCAGCGGAAAGAGCAGAAGAAUUGGAAAUAGCAGCAGCAGCAGGAACGCGGAUGGGCCUCAGGCGUGGACGCAAGCCCACGAAGCCUUGCAAGAUUGAGCUGCGACGCCCCAAAAGGUUGGGGAAAGGGAAGGGAGAAGUGGAAAGGGAGGAGGGAGAGGAGGAAGAGGGGGAGCAGCGAGAGGAAAGAGAGGAAGCAGCGAUGAGCCUCAGGCGUGGACGCAAGCCCACGAAGCCUUGCAAGAUUGAGCUGGGACGUCCCAAAAAGGUGGGGAAAGGGAAGGCGGUGGAAGAGGAGGAGGACGUGAAGGAGGUGGAAGGGAGGGAGGAAGUGAAGGAGGUGGAAGGGAGGGAGCAUUUUAGGGAAGAAGCAGAGGCGGUGGGAGCAGGGAUGAGUCUCAGACGCGGACGCAAGUCUGGGAAUCCUCAUAAGCUGGUACCGGAGCGGCCUAAGGGGGUGGGGAAAGUGAAGGGGGGAGAAGUGGAACGUAAGAGAGGAGGGAAAGCCAAAGGGAAGGCGAAUGAAGAGAAUGAGAAUGGAAGAAAUGGUUCCCCUCGCUGCACGCGGUCACGAGGGAGAGCAGAGGAGGAAGAGAAGGAAGAGGAGGAAGAGAAGGAGGAGGUGGAAGAGAAGGAAGAGGAGGUAAAGGGGGAAGAGGAGGAGCGAAGGGAGAGGAGAAGUGGCAAUGGAAAGACGAGGAAUUCAAAUCAAGGGGCAAGAAAGAAGGGCGACGCUGAUGUUGGGGGUCGUUCCACGCCCCACACGCGAUCACGAGGGGGAGUAGAGGAAUCUGGGAAUUUGGGCAGGGGAAUGGUUACACGACAACGGAUGGUUACGGGGGCUAGUAUGCAGGGGAUAGCUGGAAAGCGCGGGGUGCAGAUAGGAGAGAAGCGAGGGCAGGGAGUGAGGCGAGGAGUGGGAAGAGGAGGGAAGGGAAGGGGGGGAAGGGUGCGAGGUGAGAGAGGGAAUAAGGGGGUGGAACAGGUGGAAGGGGGAGAGGGGGAAAGUGAAGUGGAAGAGGUAGGAAAGGAGGGGGAGGAAGAAGAAAGGAAGGGUGAGGAGGAGGAGAGAGAGGAGAAAGGAGAUGGUGGGGAGGAGGAGGAAAGGAAAGGAGAGGAGGAGAAGAGAGAGGAGAAGGCGAAGGGAGGGGAGGAUGAGAUGGAAGAGGAAGAGAAGAGCGAGGAGGAAGGCCAAGGGGAGGCACAAGAGCAGGGAGCUGGGUUGAAGGGAGGUGAUAGAGGGAAUGAUGAUGGGGGGAAAGAUGGGGGAAAGGGCGGGGGAAACGACAGUGGUAACGAUGGGGAGAAUGACGGAAAGGGAGGUGAAAAUGGUGGGAAGGGGACAGAGAGAGUGAAAUAUCAAGGUGGGCAAGAGGAGAGGGGAAGGAAAGGGGGAACUGCGGAUGGGGAGACGAGAGAAGGGCAUGGGAGGGGGGAAAGGGAAGGGGACGGGAAAGAAGGGGAGGAGAUGGAAGAAGGAGAGGAAAGGGAAAACGGAGUAGAAGAAUGGGGAGGGAAUGAGGGAGAGGAUGCUAAGAAGGAAGAGAAGGACUUCCGAACUGGGAAGAACGGAGAAUGUGAGAAUGAUGAGUGGCGGGUGGGGGGCAGAAAAGAGGAGGAGAGGGAGGAGGAAAGCGAGGAGAAAACGGAGGAGGAGAAACGAGAAGAGGACAGGUUGGAGGAAAGGGAGGCAAGUAUAGAGGAGGGGAGGAUGGAGGACGAAGAGAAAGGAAGGGAUGAACAGAAGAAGUUUGUGGAUGGAAUCAAUGGUGAGGGAGAGGAGGAGGCGGAGGGGGAGACGGAGGAGGAUGGGGAGGCGAAGGAGAAAGAGGAGGAGGAAGAGGAGGAGGAGGAGAAGAAAGACGAGGAGAAAGAUGCGGGGGAAGAGGAGAAAGAGGAGGGGGAAGAAGAGGGGGAAGAGGGGGCGAAAGAGGAGUCGAAAGAGGAGGAUAAAGAGGCAGAAAACGAGAGGGAGGAAGAGGAAGAUGAGAAUGGGGAGGCAGCAGGGGUGAAAGAGGAAGGGGAGGAGGAAGGGACGGGGGGUGGGGAUGGGUCGGAGGUUGGGGAAAGGGGCCAAGGAGAGGGAGAAGCUGCGGGUGAGGAGAAAGGAGAUAAGGAAGAUGAAGAGGAGGUAGAGGAAGAGAAAGGGGAGGAGGAGGAAGAGAAAGGGGAAGAGGAGGAGGAGGGUGAGGAAGGGAACGAGGGUGAGCAAGAAGGUGGAGGGGAGGAGGGUGAGAAAAGGGAAGAGGGAGAGAAGGCAAGGAAAGAAGAGGUGGAAGGCGAAGAAGGGAAAAAUGGAGAGGAGGAGAUGGAGGAAGGGGAAGAGGGAGAGGAAGUGGAGGAAGAGAAAGAGGAGGGGAAGGGUGAUGAAGGCGAAAAGGGAGAGGAGGAAGGGAAAGAGGAGGUGGAGGAAGGGGAAGAGGGAGAGGAAGUGGAGGGAGGGAAAGAGGAGGGGAAGGGUGAUGAAGGGGAAAAGGGACAGAAGGAAAGGAGAGACGAGGUGGAGGAAGAGGAAGUGGAGGGAUGGAAAAAGGAGGGGGAGGAAGAGAAAGAGGAAGGGGAGGAAAGGGAGGAAGGGGAGGAGGGAGAGGAAAUGGAGGAAGGGAAAGAGGAGGUGGUGGAAAGGGAAGAGGGAGAGAAAUUGGAGGGAGGGGAAAAGGAGGUGGAGGGCGAGGAAGGGGAAAAGGGAGAGGAGGAAGGGAAAGAGGAGGGUGAGGAAGUGGAAGAUGGAGAGAAGGAAGAACGAGAGGAGGUGGAAGACGGGGAAGAGGGAGAGGAAGUGGAGGGUGAGGAAGAAAGGGUCCUGAACUUAGUGGAUGGUAUUGAGGAAGGGGAGGAGUGUGAGAGAGGGAAAGAGGGAGAGGAGGAAAGGGAAGAGGAGGUGGAGAAAAGGAAAGAGGAGGUGGAGGAAAGGAAGGAGGAGGCGGAGGAAGGGGAAGAGGGAGAGGAGGAAGGGAAAGAAGUUGACGGUGAGGGUGUGGAAGAAGAGCUCCUGAUUGCAAUGGAGGAUAUCGAGCAAGGGGAGGAGAAUGCGGAAGAGGGAGAUAACAAGGAAGAGAGAGAGGAAGAGGGUCGGGAGAUAGAGCAAGGAGAGGAGGAAACGGAAGUGAAAGAGGAAGAGGGUCACGAGGAAGAGCAUGGGGAGGAGGAAGCGGAAGAGGGAGAGGAAGAAGGAGAGAAAGAAGGAGAGGUUCAGGAGAUUGAGGAGCGAAUUGAGAAAGCGGGAGUUGGAGUGAGAGGGACAUCUGGAGCAAGCUCUGGGGGGAGAGAAGAGCAGCGAAAUGGGGAAGGGCAAGAGGGACGUGAGGAGGAAGAGGAGCAGGAAAGGAAGGAUGAGUUGGCAAACGAGGGAGCGGAAGAGGAAGAGGAAGAGAGAGAGGGAGAGGCGAAAAAAGAGGGAGGACUGGAGGAAGAAGGUGUGAUGCAUCGAGCGACAGAGAAGGAGCGAAGGGAGAUGGAGCACGCGGAGGAUGUUGGAAAGCAGCAGAAGGGGAGGGAAAACGGGAAGGAGGGGGAGGAGACUGAGGGAAGUGGGGAGAAGCGAAGCAGUGCGCAGGUGCAGGGAGGUGGAGAGGGGGAGGAUGGUGUGGGAGGGACGGUGGGAUGCAGGAAAAGAAGAAGGGAAGAGGGUGAUGGGGGUAGGGAGGGGGGCGUGGAAGAGGAGAGGCAGCCUAGUUGUAUGGUUGCUCAAGGGAUGAGUGAGGGAGGAGCAGGGUUGCAUGCAGGGGCAGAAAAGUUACCUGAGGAGGGAGUUGAGAAUGGGAAAAAGGGAGGAGCAGGAGCAGGAGCAGGAGCAGGAGUGGAGAGUGAUAAUGCAGGGUCGACCAUGCAUGAGGAGGACGAGGUGGUUGGAGGGACGAAGAAGAAACGAAGGACAGUCCAGGGCCGCGUAUCAACUCUGGUGGAUUCACCUCAGGGAUCGUCUCAGCACACGAAAAAGAAGACAGUGCAGAGUGGCAAAGCAAAGAGUGUUGAUGCUGAGUCCCCUCAGGGAUCGUCUCAGCGCACAAAAAAGAAGACAGUGCCGAGCAACGUAGCACCGCUGGUUGAGUCGCCUCAAGGAUCGUCUCAGCUCACUAAAAAGAGGGUGGUGCAGAGCAGCAUAGCAGCACUUUUCCUGAGAAGAGCUGGGGGAAAGCCUGUGAGUCAGUCGAGAAAAGGGGGUGUGGGAGCGGGGGAUGUGGGAAUGGGGGGUGUGGAAGCGGGGGGUGUGGGAGGGGGGGGUAUGGAAGCAGGGGGUGUGGGAGCGGGGGUUUUGGGAGAGGUAGAGAGGGGGAGCCAUCAGCAGGGAGACAUGCAGGGAGCGACGUGUGGGGAGGAAGCAGCAGUGGGAGUGAAUGGGGUGGCUUGUGCGAAGGCAGGAGGGGGGGGUGCAGGGACGAGGACGGAAGGGGGAAGUGCAGAUGCGAAGGCAGGUGGGGGGAGUGCUGAUGCGAAGGCAGGUGGUGCAAGUGCUGGGGCAAGGACGGGUGGAGGGAGUGCGGGGAGGAAGACGAAGGGGCGGUUGCAGGAUAUUCGACAGUGGUUGGGAGUGGUGGUGGAUGGCGGGAAGAGGUUGGAAGAAGGUAAGGGAGAGAGAGGAGGGCUGGAGGGAAGGAAUGGAGAGGGACAGAGAGGAGGGCUGGGAGGAGGGGAUGGAGGAGGAAUGGGAGGAGAGGAAGGAGGAGGGGAUGGAGGGCAUAAACGGAAGAAACCGUCGAAGGGGGGAGAGAAGCAGGAAGCGUUGGAGAGGGGAGGGCAGGAAGAAACGGGGAAGGUGCUUGCUUUGAGACGCCUCAUAUCACAGGAGUGGCGCAUGGAUCCUCAAGCCGUGUCAUCUUCCCUCAACAGCAACAGCAGCGCCGCUGGUGCUGCUGCUUCUAUCAGUAACUGUACUCCCACCACCAACAAUACCAACCCCAACAACAACGCCACCCCCAAUAGAAACACCAAGCGUGCGUCCAAAAAAGCUGCCAGUAGAAUCAAAUCUGUGGCUGCUGGGGCUGCUGGUGGUUCGCGGCCACCUCCCUUCAACCCCUCCCACAAGCUCACUCCUCAGAAGCGACAAGCUGACUGUCUCUCUGCAAUAGCUCCUUCCUUCUCGGACCACUCCUGCUCGCCUCCUCUUACUCAUGCCCCCUCUCCCCCUCCCCAGAUGGGUGUUGAGAAAUCUGGAAAAGCAGCUCCCUCAUUCUCUGACCACUCCUGCUCCCCUCCUCUUCCUCAUACGGAUUGCUGCACCCCUCAAAAGCGACAAGCUAGUCGCCUACAUUCCCCUUCACCUGCUUCUCCUCCUGCUUUGCCUCCUGCGUCUCCCGCUUCUUCUUCUCCUCCGCCUGCUCCCUCUCCUCCCUCUGCUCCCCCUGCUCCCCGUGUUCCCGCUCCUCCUUCUGCCCCCCCUGCUGCCCCUUCCCCCCCUGCCCCUCCUGCUCCUUCUGCACGUGGGAAGGCAUUGGAAACGCCUCUAAACCCCUGUGAGAAGGGUGCAGCUGAGGGAUCAUGUGAGAAAGAGAAGGGUUCUCAGAGAAAGCUUGGCCCGCUAGCCUCUCUUUUUCACAGGCGCCAACAGUCUCGUGCCGCGCUGCCUGCUCCUGCUACUGUCCUUCCCACUACCCCUCCCUCUGCCCCUCCCAUCUCUCAGCCCAUUGCCCCAGCCUCAUCUCUCGACAUGAACACUGUUCCUUUCACCCAUCCAGCCGCCACAGCACCAACCCCUCCUCUCGCCUUCCCUUCCGUUCCUAUCACUCGCCCGCAUUUUGUGCCGCAAGAGUUUACGAGCCUACACGUUUUCGCCGACCCUGCCACUGUGCCUGUCACCGUGCCUAUCACCAAGCCACCUGCUGUACCUGGUGGUGCUGCUGAACCUGAUCCUGGCGCUGCUGGUCACAAGCUCGGGGGAGGUUCGGGGAAAGCUGGGGCGGGAAAGGAGGUGCCGCUUCCCCCUCCCACGCCUCUCGCUCCCGUCUCUCCCUCUCCUUUGUCUCUGACGUUGCUCUUCCCGGUGCCUUGGACCCUUUAA
Messenger RNA from Closterium sp. Naga37s-1, 12108 nucleotides. The record is from the annotation of a GenBank genome assembly. NCBI's taxonomy places the organism in Eukaryota, Viridiplantae, Streptophyta, Zygnematophyceae, Desmidiales, Closteriaceae.